Messenger RNA from Stegostoma tigrinum, 5281 nucleotides. It is a transcript of the gene pdxdc1, whose product is annotated as pyridoxal-dependent decarboxylase domain containing 1. Gene Ontology annotation, cellular component: intracellular membrane-bounded organelle. Lineage: Eukaryota; Metazoa; Chordata; Chondrichthyes; Orectolobiformes; Stegostomatidae. Bases 344 to 2581 code for a protein of 745 amino acids. The record is from RefSeq and is a predicted model, not a curated record. Gene Ontology annotation, biological process: carboxylic acid metabolic process. Gene Ontology annotation, molecular function: carbon-carbon lyase activity; pyridoxal phosphate binding. The transcript is spliced from 24 exons.
UGACCGCCAGGAGCGGGGCUUUGGGUGAUUGACGGACCGGAGCCUAGGUAGCGGCUUGACAGUGGGACGGGUGGUGCCUGGCAGUGAUUGACAGCCUGGCUGCGGGGCGUUGGUGACGUUCGACCGGCCCCGGGGGGGUCGGGAAGGGCCAAUGGGUGAUUGACAGACCGGGACGGCCGGCUGCGCGCGCAGCUGCCAGCGUGGAGACGGGGGCUGAUGGCGGAAGUGGGAGUUUGGCACCGGGGCUGACAACAGGACAUCGAGUGUGAGAGGCCGAACCAGUGUCCUGGGUUAUCCGAUCAAUUCUUUACAAAGGAGACACUAAAACGAAGUGCAUAUCGAGAUGGAAAUGCCCUUGGAGAAGAUGGUAGACCCUACUUUAGCUGAGAUGGGGAGGAACCUCAAUGAGGCUAUGAGGAUGUUGGAGGACUCUCGAAGGGAAGCAGAGGAAGAGAGAGAGAAGAAGAAAUAUGCCAGAAAAGAUAUUCCUGGCCCAUUGCAGGGCAGUGGACAGAACAUGACAGCUAUUCUUCAACUUGUACAGAACCUUAUGCACGGAGAGGAUGAGGAGGAAUUGCAGUCCCAUCGCAGAUUACAGAACGUAGGAGAGCAGGGUCAUAUGUCCUUGUUGGGUCACAGUUUGGCAGCGUAUAUCUCUGUGCUGGACAAAGAAAGAUUGCGAAAGCUGACUACGAGGAUUUUGUCAGAUACCACACUUUGGUUGUGCAGACUCUUCAGAUAUGAAAACGGUUCUGCAUAUUAUCAUGAAGAUGAUCGGGAAGGUCUCCUGAAAGUGUGCAAACUCAUUAUCCACUCAAACUAUGAAGACUACGCAAUAGAAGGUUUUAAUGUCCUGCAUAACAAGUCCCCUGUGCUCUAUGUUAGUGCUGCCUGUAGAACAGGCCUGGGCCAGUAUAUCUGUAACCAGCUUGGUCUUCCCAUCUCCUGUAUGUGCAGUGUGCCUUGUAACACUAUGUUCGGAUCUCAACAUCAAAUGGAUGUAGCCCUACUAGAAAGGCUUAUUAAAGAUGAUAUGGAAUGUGGGAAACUUCCUGUGUUACUUGUCGCAAAUGCAGGCACACCAGGCGCAGGACACACAGAUAAACUUGCCCGGUUGAAGGAACUCUGCAAUCAGUACAAGAUGUGGUUACAUGUAGAAGGUGUUAAUUUGGCCAUGUUGACACUUGGUUAUGUUUCCUCAUCUGUACUGGCUGCAACUAAAUGUGACAGCAUGACCUUGACUUUAGGACCUUGGUUAGGUCUUCCAGCUGUUCCUGCAGUGACACUAUACAGACAUGAGGAUCCUUCACUCUCUCUAGCUGCGGGCCUCACCACAAGUCAACCAGUUGAGAAACUUCGAGCUUUGCCCCUCUGGCUCUCUCUGCAAUAUCUGGGACACGAUGGGAUAGUGAACAGGAUCAAGUAUGCUUCUCAACUAAGCCAAAGAUUGCUGGAAAAUUUAAGAAAACUAAGUUCUAUCAGAACAGCGGAGGUAAUCACCAAACCCAAGGAGCUGACAUUCACUGGGAAAUCUGUAGGCAAUAUCUUGGGGAAUAUUCUUUUGGCAAUUGUUGAAGAUGAAUUUAACUCUCCAGUGGUAGUGUUCAGAUUCAUCCGGGAGCACCUCAAAUCAGCUCUAGAUGGAGCUCAGUACCAAACUGCUACAGUUCAGGAAUCCACAAAGGACAGUAAUGAGAGAGAAAUUGAUGAUGCCCUGAAUCGCUGGUUAGGAGAACAGCUAGGCCAGUUGGUUCCAACCAGUGGGGUGGAUGUUGUAGAAUUGGAAGAUGAGGGAGUGUGUAUACGAUUUAGUCCAUUGAUGACAGCAGCAGUCCUGAACACCACGCCAGAACAUGUGGACCAAUUGGCUGAGUGUCUGAAAGCAAAGAUUCCCAUUCUCAUUAGCACCUUACAGCUUCGAGAAGAGUUUAAACAGGAAGCUUACCGGACUGCUGGCCUGACAUAUAUCGAAGAUCUCAGCUGGCCUGGAUUAGGUGCUGUACGGUAUGAACCUAACAGUGAAGAACCUGAUCCAGAAAAGCAACUCCUAGCAAUGGAAAAAAUAACUAACGGAUUGCUAAAGAAAUUGAAGGAACUUGACUCCGACCUGAUAUUCUCAACAGGGCCUGAGUUUGAAGGUGAGAAGAAUUGCAUAUAUGUUGGUAUGGUAACUGAUAACUUGGAUGUACCAGAACUAGUGGAAACAAUUGCAGCCAUGGGCAAAGAAAUUGAGGAAAGUUCAAAGUUAUUGGAGAACAUGACUGAAGUAGUACGGAAAGGCAUUAUUGAAGCAGAGCAACAGUUACAGAAAGCAAAUGAAGCUAAACUCCUUGAAGAGGGACUUCUACGACAGAUUCCUGUAGUUGGCUCAGUACUUAAUUGGUUGUCCCCAGUCCACAGCUCAGUUCAAGGCAGAUCAUUCAAUUUGGCAGGAGGUUCUCUCGAAUCAACAGAUAAACUUUAUACACUAAAAGCCCAAACCUCUGAAGGAACCCCACCCUCAACACCCACAAUUAUUCACACCAAACACAAGUCACCAGAACUGAGAAUCACUAUAGCCCUAGAGGAUCGGAAGACAUAGGAGGAGAUGGAAGCCAUUCAGUCCAGCAAAUCAACUGUCCUACUCAAUGAGAUCAUUGACCUGACAAUCUUCAACUUCACUUUCUUGCUUUUUCCCCCAAUCACCCAUCAUUCCCUUAAUGAUUAAAGAUCCAUCUCAGUCUUGAAUAUACUAAUGACACUGGAUUAAAGAUUUCCUCAGGUUUACUGCCCUCAGAAAAAAUUUUACCUCAUUGUUUUAAACAGGACAUCCCUUACACUGAGAUUAUGCCCUGUGGUGUUAGGCUUCCCAUGUGGGCAAACUACCUCAUUAGAUCUACCCUGUUAGCAUUGUCAAAUCCCAACCCCAAACCAAACAAGAAUUGUAUAUGUUUCAGUAAGGUUUCCUCUCAUUCAUCUAAACUCCAAUAAGUACAGGCCGAGCCAAUUCAACUUCUCCUCUUAGGAAAAUCUUUCAUGUCUAGGAUCAACAUGGUGAACCUUCUCUGGAUAGCCUCCAAUGUUAGCAUGUCCUGGAUAAACAGGACCAGCUGUUCACAGUAUUCUAGAUGUAGUCUAGCUAGUGCGUUGUACAGUUUUAACAGGACAUCCCUAUUUUAAUAUUCCGUUUCUUUUGAAAUAAAUCCCAACAUUCUAUUUGUUUUCACUAUUACCUGCUGAACCUGGAUGACAACGUUUUGUGAUUUAUGCACAAGGAUCCCCAAAUCUCUGUGCUUUGCUACUUUACCCAUUUAAACAAUCUGCAGCGCCUGUCAAAGUGCAUAACCUCACAUUUUCCCACAUUAUCUUCCUCUAGUCUAAGGCUUUCCACAAUCCUAUUUAGCACGUCACCAAUUUUCAUGUCAUCAGCAAACUUACAGUUCAAAGUAUCUAUAUUCAUGUCUAGAUCUUUAAUGUAAACCACAAAUAGCAAGGUACCCAGUACCAAACCCUACUGUAUACCAUCAGACAUGUUUCUAGCCAUAAAAACAAUCUUCAACCAUCACUUGCUGCCUUCCAUCACUAAGCCAAUUUAGGAUCCAAUUUGAUGGAAAAAUUACAGCUCAAUUAGCCUAACCUCGGUCAUGGGUAAGAUUUUGGAGUCCAUUGUAAAAUGAGAUUUCUGAAUAUUUCGAAGUGUAUGGUAAAGUAGGGCAAAGUCAGCAUGGUUUCAUCAAGAGGUCAUGCCUGACAAAUCUGCUAGAAUUCUUUGAGGAAGUAAUGAGCAGGAUAGACCAAAGAGAGCCAAUGGAUGUUAUCUACCUGGACUUCAAGAAGACCUUUGACAAGAUGCCACACAGAAGGCUGCUGAGUAAGAUAAGGGCCCAUGGUGUUAGAGGCAAGGUGCUGGCAUGGAUAGAAAAUUGGAUGUCUGGCAGAAAGCAAAGAGCGGGGAUAAAAGGGUCUUUCUCAGGACGGCAGCCAGUGACAAGUGGCGUUCUGCAAGGGUCAGCGUUGGGACCACAACUUUUCACUUUAUACAUUAACAAUCUAAAUGAAGGAACUGUGGGCAUUCUGGCUAAGUUUGCAGACGAUACAAAGUGGAGGGACAGGUAGUAUUGAGGAGGUGGGGAGGCUGCAGAAGGAUUUGGAUAGGCUCGGACAGUGGGCAAAGAAGUGGCAGAUGGAAUACAACGUGGGAACGUGUGUGUUCGUGACUUUGGUAAGAAGAAUAAAAGCUUGGACUAUUUUCUAAAGGGAGAGAAAAUUCAGAAGUCUGAAGUGCAAAGAGACUUGGGAGUUCAAGUCCAGGAUUCUCUCAAGGUAAACUUGUAGGAUGAGUCAGUAGUCAGGAAGACAAAUGCAAUAUUGGCAUUUAUUUUGAGAGGACUUGAAUAUAAAAGCAGGGAUGUACUACUGAAGCUUUAUAAGGCUCUUGUCAGGCCACAUUUGGAGUAUUGUGUGCAGUUUUGGGUCACAUAUCUCAAGGGGGUACUAGCCCUGGAGCGGGUUCAAAGGAGAUUCACGAGAUUGGUCCCAGGAUUGGAAAGCUUAACAUAUGAGGAACGUUUGAGGACUCUGGGUCUAUACUCAUCUUCCUAUACAGAGGUAUGUGGAAACUGUUUUAAACUUCCUGCCUGAAUAGGAUCGGGUGGGAAACAUAGAACAUACAACAUUACAGCACAGUACAGGCCCUUCGGCCCUCGAUGUUGUGCCAACCUGUCAUACCGAUCUCAAGCCCAUCUAACCUACACUAUUCCAUGUACGUCCAUAUGCUUGUCCAAUGACGACUUAAAUGUACCUAAAGUUGGCAAAUCUACUACCGUUGCAGGCAAAGCGUUCCAUACCCUUACUACUCUGAGUAAAGAAACUACCUCUGACAUCUGUCCUGGAUCUUUCACCCCUCAAUUUUAAGCUAUGCCCCCUAAUGCUCACCGUCACCAUCCUAGGGAAAAAGGCUCUCCCUAUCCACCCUAUCUAACCCUCUGAUUAUUUUAUAUGUUUCAAUUAAGUUUGUAAAGGUGUGAGACUUCUAUAAUCCUGUAAAGGGGUGACACUCUUAUAAAGGUAUAAACCUUCUGUUUUUAUUGAAGUGGCCAGGUCAGUGACCUUUGUUCAAGUCAGACACUUCGGCAGCUUGAAAUCACAUCCUGUCACUUUGGCAACUUGAAAUUGCAUCCUGUCGUUAUCAGUUACUUCACAAACAAUCAAUGCUGUAUCCUGCUGUCCUUAUGUUCCAAGUAAUUGUUUUAUAUAUCAGCUAAUUCGUAGAGUAUAAAAAGCGGGGACUGUCCGCUGUUCG